Molecule: messenger RNA, 1131 nt
Organism: Plasmodium gallinaceum
Lineage: Eukaryota; Apicomplexa; Aconoidasida; Haemosporida; Plasmodiidae
Product: actin II, putative
Exons: 2
Coding region: 1-1131 (376 amino acids)
Source: RefSeq, a predicted model, not a curated record
AUGUCAGAAGAAUCUAUAGCUUUAGUAGUUGAUAAUGGUAGUGGAAUGGUAAAGUCUGGUUUAGCAGGUGAUGAUGCACCUAAAUGUGUUUUCCCUUCAAUUGUAGGUAGACCUAAAAUGCCUAACAUUAUGAUAGGAAUGGAGCAAAAAGAAUGUUAUGUUGGCGAUGAAGCACAAAAUAAAAGGGGUAUAUUAACCCUAAAAUAUCCUAUAGAACAUGGUAUUGUAACAAAUUGGGAUGACAUGGAAAAAAUAUGGCAUCAUACUUUCUAUAAUGAAUUAAGAGUAUCCCCUGAUGAACACCCAGUUUUAUUAACUGAAGCUCCAUUAAACCCUAAAACAAAUAGAGAAAGAAUGACUCAAAUUAUGUUUGAAACAUUUGAAGUUCCAGCUAUGUAUGUUAGUAUACAAGCUAUUUUGUCAUUAUAUGCUUCUGGAAGAACAACAGGUAUUGUUCUCGAUAGUGGAGAUGGAGUAAGUCAUACUGUUCCCAUUUAUGAAGGAUAUGUAUUACCACAUGCUAUUAAUAGAAUAGAUAUGGCUGGAAGAGAUUUGACUUAUCAUAUGAUGAAAUUAUUUACAGAAAGAGGACAUACAUUUACAACAACUGCAGAAAGAGAAAUCGUACGAGAUAUAAAAGAAAAACUAUGUUAUAUUGCUUUGGAUUAUGAUGAAGAAUUAAAGAAAUCAGAAGAACAUUCAGAUGAGAUAGAAGAAAUUUAUGAAUUACCAGAUGGAAAUCUAAUAACUGUAGGUAGUGAAAGAUUCCGAUGCCCAGAAGCAUUAUUUAAUCCCUCAUUAAUUGGAAGAGAAUGUCCAGGUAUACAUAUCACAGCAUAUCAAAGCAUAAUGAAGUGUGAUAUUGAUAUAAGAAAAGAUUUGUAUAAUAAUAUAGUAUUAAGUGGUGGUACGACUAUGUAUAAUAAUAUAGGAGAACGAUUAACUAAAGAAAUGACUAAUUUGGCUCCUUCAUCAAUGAAAAUUAAAGUUAUUGCACCACCUGAAAGGAAAUAUUCAGUAUGGAUAGGAGGAUCUAUUUUAUCUUCUCUUUCUACUUUUCAACAAAUGUGGAUAACAAAAGAGGAAUAUGAAGAAUCAGGACCAAGUAUUGUUCAUAGAAAAUGUUUUUAA